AUGGAGGCCUCACAUCCAAGUUACUCAGCUUGCCAGGUCCGGGAUCCCGAUGCAGAUGCAAUUGCAGAUCACGAUCACACUAUAAGUGCCACGCCCGCGGGACAGGCUCCUGUCCAAAUCGCAACAACCAUCUCAAUACCAGAACCACUAUUAUCAGACCGCCGGGCAAGGGUAACGCUUCGCGGUUCGGAAGAUGUGCAUUGGCCCGAAGAGGACUCCAUCGCUCUCAGCCGCUGCAUUGACACUAUCGAAUCCGCUCUCGACCCACGCCCAGACCUAACGCAUGAAAUUGCCAAAUGUCGUCCAAAAAGUGUUCACGCCGAAAAAGCAAGAACUGCCACUGCCGAUCUGCCUACCAAUCCUCCAAUCAAUAUCAACAGAGCCAUGCCAGUCGGCAAGGAGGCUUCGCUGAAGAAUCUGACGGCUGUCCUCCAUGAAGUCUCCUCACUGCGAAAUGAGUUCAAUAGGCGCCGAGAGGAAUCGCUCCAAAUCCAGGACCUCCUAACUCAGGAAAUCCAGCAGAUGACGCGGAAAAUAUCUGACCUAGAACAACACGUGCACGAGUUACAGAUGGAUAUUGAGGAAGAGAGGGCUGAGCGUGAAGGGCUCCAAGGCACGGUUCACGGCCUGAUUAGUUGGGUUGAAGCGUGGCAGGAGCAGCGUGACCAGGCUUCGUACACAACCAGAACGCAAAAGAGUGGACUGAAGCGAUGGUCAAAGCGCAAGGAUAAAGAGAGCACCGAAAAUGGAAGUGAGGCUCUUCUCGACGGCAUAAGCGCGUGGUCGCGGGGGUGGAAAGAUGCCGAAGAAGAAUUUCGGAUACGGGCAAGUGAACGCAAGUUUAGAAGGGAUGGCAGACAGAGUUCGCAUGUGAAUAUCGGCGAAAGUGCGGAAUCUUGA
Aspergillus clavatus NRRL 1 is the source of this 900-nucleotide messenger RNA. RefSeq lists its product as uncharacterized. Lineage: Eukaryota; Fungi; Ascomycota; Eurotiomycetes; Eurotiales; Aspergillaceae. The transcript is spliced from 2 exons. The record is from RefSeq and is a predicted model, not a curated record. The coding region runs from base 1 to 900 and encodes 299 amino acids.